This is a messenger RNA of Paramuricea clavata, 1774 nucleotides long. The record is from the annotation of a GenBank genome assembly. NCBI's taxonomy places the organism in Eukaryota, Metazoa, Cnidaria, Anthozoa, Malacalcyonacea, Plexauridae.
AUGCCGCAGCAAUCAAGCAAAACGGAAGUCCACGACCGAAAGUUACGUGUUUUCGAUGUGGAAAACAAGGCCACAUUGUUCGAGAGUGUCGCAGUUCAAGCCAACGCCAAGACCGUUCCAACGUGCAAUGCUACGAAUGCGGGAGGUACGGACACUUCGCCCGUGAAUGUGGAAACUAUGCGCCUUUAAACUUCCAAGGGCCGUCUCGAGGAACCACAGGCCGGUAAGCAGCCCCGAAACAAGUAAGAACUGUGACUUUAGUAAUAAUUCUACUAAUGUUUUUAAUGAUAGUUUGCCAGAACAUCCAUUUGUUGCCUGUCUCAUUGACGGCGUACCUGUCAAUGCUUUCUUAGAUACUGGGUCAAUGAAGUCUUUUAUUAGUGAUAAAGUUUAUAAUAUCUUUGAUUUUGACUGCAGUCGAUUAGAUAAGUCGCAGUUACAGCGUUGUACCUCAAUUACUGGAGGGGACUGAAAUAUUGCAGGAACCGUGUCUACGAGCGUGACAUUUUCACGUUCUAUUAAAACAUAACUAUCAUAGCUCUUUUCUUGUAGCAUGCGGUAAUAUACCAUAUGAUUGUGUUUUGCUUUGGGACUUUAUUAUGCAGCAUAAAUUAUGUGUUCAAGGGAAUUUCUUGGGAGGGGAAGUCGUUAUCAGUUAAUAGGGACCUAUGGGAAAAUCCCAAUACAUGCGGAGCAUCCAGCUUUGAAGGUGCGAUCGAACGGAGCUGUGAUUACAGAGGCCAACUCACCCGUUGUUUCCCCCAAUGAAGGGAGCAAAACCAAUGCGGUACUUGUGCAAUGUCUGUUGAAAGGUGUCGAUAAAGUAAUUCUGUCUGAAGCAGUGGCAAUUCCGGCUCGAUCGGAAAUGGUAAUUGAAGGUAAGAUACAGGCAAAAGAUAUUUCACAGGUUGACAUGAUAUCAGCUAGUCAGGCAGAUAGUGUUACACAUUUACAAGGAUUACACGCAAUGACGCACAUAUCCUCUGCCAAGGGUUGACGAUUUACUUGAGUCGAUUGGAAAUGCAAAGCAUUUUACCACACUAGACCUAAACUAAGCGGCUACUGGCAAAUUCUCGUUCACCCUGAUGAUCGUGAAAAAACUGCCUUUGUCACGUAGAGCGGCUUAUAUGAAUUUAGUCUUAUGCCUUUUGGCCUAGCAACCGCGCCCGCAACAUUCCAACGAGCAAUGGAACAAGCUUUAGCAGGCUUUACAUAUAGUAUUUGUCUUUGCUACUUAGAUGACAUAAUUAUCUUUAGUAACAGUAUUACUGAACAUUGUAACCGAUUAAGAGCGAUCUUAAAUCGCUUCCGGCAGCAUUAUUUCCGCUUAUAGUUGGCAAAAUGUAAUUACGACGCUAAAAAGGUUAAAAAGGUUCACUAUUUAGGGCAUAUGAUAUCCGAUGACGGAGUUAGCCCCCUCCCUUCAAAAAAUGAAGCAAUAAAACAGAUUCCUGUGCCGAAGACAGUGAAGGAAGUCCGAAGUUUUUUAGGGUUGUCUGGAUACCACCGACGUUUUAUUAAGGAUUAUGCAACGAUUUCGGCGCCUCUCCCUAAAUUGACCACGAAAACCAGCAACAAGCAGUUUAACUGGACCGCAGAUUAUGAAUAUGCUUUUACAAUUGUAAAAACAUGCCUACGCAAUUCGCCGGUUUUGGUUCACCCUAAAUUUGACAGAGAAUUCCUCCUACAAUCCGAUGCCUCGGAUAUAGGAUUAGGAGCAAUCUUAUGUCAGCUUGAUGACAAUGGCGUAGAGCGGCCAAUCGCGUAUGCAUAA